Chanos chanos (milkfish) is the source of this 1380-nucleotide messenger RNA. RefSeq names its product SH2 domain containing 4Ba (gene sh2d4ba). Lineage: Eukaryota; Metazoa; Chordata; Actinopteri; Gonorynchiformes; Chanidae. The transcript has 8 exons. The record is from RefSeq and is a predicted model, not a curated record. Gene Ontology annotation, cellular component: cytoplasm. Bases 1 to 1380 code for a protein of 459 amino acids.
AUGAUGCAGCAGAUCCUCAGAGACAUGUAUGUGGAGCCAGAGCUGCUGGCAGAACUUAACGAAGAACAGAGACAGAUCCUAUUCUAUGAAAUCCGACGGGAACAGGUUCGGCGCUGGACCGAACGAGAGAGCAGAGAGGAGAGCUGGGAGAAGAGCCCAGCCUCUCACCAGGGAGAUGGGGAAAGGAGAAACGUUCAAUGGCUGAAAGGCAGAGAUGGAGAAGUUUGGGUAUGGGUGAUGGGAGAGGCCCCUGGAGACAAACCCUACGAGCAGAUUGUGCAGGAGUGGAUGGAGGAGAAAGCCAGGCGGCAGGCUCAGCAGGAGGCUGAGGAACAGUGGCAGGCUAAGGAAGCGGAGAUUAAACAGAAAUUCAGGGAUGCCAUAACUAAAGAGAAGGCUCGCCUCAUAGCAGGAAAAUGGAAGGAAGAAGCGGAGGACAGGAAAGCAGCCAAGCAAGAGGAGGAACGCAUCAGAGAGGAAUUAAAGAAGCAAGAGGAAGAGGAAAGAAAAAGAGGGGAAGAAGAGAUUCGAUGUGCAGAGGAGAAGAGAGCGAGAGAGUUGUAUAUUUCCCUGGAGCAGGAACAGAAAAGGAGUGAAAAAGAUGACACUGAGUGGGAGGAGCAAUUGCGGCGCUCUAAGGUGGCUGAUGAAGAGAUGACGGAGAAGGCUCAAAGGGCCAGAGACGAAUAUAAACGUCAGUCUCUUCGAGCCAUUGAGAAGGGUCGAGUGGCCGGGCUCAGUGGACUGUUCCAGCAGGCCCAGAUAAACGGGUCAAGCCAGAAAAGGAGGCACAGCGCUGUGAUUGAAUCCUCAGUGCAAACAAAAACGAAUUGCGAAGGUAGAUCCAGGUCCGGCCUCCAACCUGCCGCCCCUCCCCUGUACCGCCGUAGACAGAGUCGCAGACACAGUACCACAGUAGCCCCACCUCUCAUGGACAGUCCUGCAUGGGUGAAGGCUCCUCGUCCUAGCUCCAGAGAGUCUGUCAUCCUUUGGUUCAGUAAGGAACAGAAACCUAAACAGGCUGGAUAUGAGAGGAACAGCCACAAUAUCGCGCCAUGGUUCCAUGGACUCAUCUCCAGGCAGGAGUCAGAAGCUCUGCUUAUGAAUGCGUCUGAGGGUUCCUUCCUUGUGCGGGUGAGUGAGAGGAUCUGGGGAUAUAUAUUAUCCUGCCGCACCGCCAAUGGCUUCAAACACUUCCUUAUUGAUGCCUCUGGGGACCACUACAGCUUCCUGGGAGUUGACCAAAACCGCCACGCCACCCUUGCAGAUCUCAUCGACUUUCAUAAGGAGGAAGCUAUCACCACCACAGGAGGGGAACUGCUGCAGGAGGCAUGCAAGCGAGCGGGGCCCCCAGGAGAUUUUGGAGGACUUUUCCUUUAG